GCGAGGUCGCGUGUUAUGAGAAGACAGCGAGCCCCUGCCUUCUCCACCCAUCUCCCUCCCGGGCUGCGGCCGGAAGCCGGCUGCACUCUCGUUGGUUGCCGGCAUUGGCCGUUGUGCUGCCGGGACGGCCGGGGGUUCCUAGAGUGGAGGUGGAGGAGGCGAAGGGUCGUGGACAGAGGAGGAAAGCAAAUGGAUCUCCUGCCAGACUCAGCACCCCUGGCCUCCAGGCUGUGGAACACCCUGGUUCAGUACCACAGCAUCGGAGACAACGAGUGGAGGGUCACCAAGAAAACCAAAGAUGCAACUGUGUGGCGUAAACCAUCAGAGGAAUUCAAUGGAUACCUCUACAAAGCUCAAGGAGUGGUGGAAGAUGUUACCAACAGAAUAGUGGAUCACAUUCGCCCUGGACCUUAUAGGCUAGACUGGGACAGCUUAAUGACGACAAUGGACAUCAUUGAGACAUUUGAUGAGAACUGCUGUGUUAUGCGCUACACCACUGCUGGCCAGCUCUGGAACAUCAUAGCACCAAGGGAGUUUGUUGAUUUCUCUUAUACUACAAGCUAUGAAGACGGGAUUCUAACAUGUGGUAUAAGCCUAGACUGUGGAGAGGUGAGACCUAACUUUGUCCGUGGAUUCAAUCACCCUUGUGGUUGGUUCUGUGUCCCUCUUAAGGACUUUCCUAGCCACAGCCUUUUGACAGGCUAUAUUCAAACUGAACUGCGAGGGAUGCUACCACAAUCUGCAGUGGACACUGCCAUGUCUAGUACCCUGGCCAAUUUCUACUCUGACCUCAAAAAGGCACUUAAAACAUAGGCAAACAGUGACUUCAGAGCUCAUGCAUUUCUUGCAAUCAAAUGCAAUUGUUUAGCUUAGCACAGUUAGCUACUGAAGAAGUGACAUUCUCCUGAAUGGUACCUGAACCUUUAUCCUGAGGGAUCCAAACAAGUUUAUGAAGUACCUUUCAAUGUGAUACUUAGCAUACGUUCCUAAUUCAUGGUGUGAGAUUCCAUUUCCUGCUCAGCACUGUGCAGCUGUGUGAGGAGUAGGCUGAAUCUGUAAACCUCUGGCUUUUUAGGUAGAAAAAACUAAGAUGGUGGGGAGAGAGGGCUUGAAAAAUGCAGCCUGAACUCAGCUCUCUUCAAUAGUAUUGAGAGUGGAUUGCUUAGGAUUUUGCUGGUGCAGGUUGCUGUACAGGCAUCAUCUCAUUGAAGAUGUGAUUUUGUAAUAUAUAUUUUUAUAUUUACUUAAACUUUUUUAUUUAUUUAGUUUGUACAGGUGCAUCUGUAAUUUGUUUUACAAAUUCAGUUAUCAUAGGGACAUUAAAGUUAUUAAAUGAUACUAUUUGCAAGAAAUCUAUUUGCUCUUGUUAGCAAAAACAAGUAUUCAUUAUUGGAAUUUCUUCAGUAUUGUAACUGUAACUUUAACUGCUGUAUGUAGCAAUCUCAGUGCAUAGAUGAAGAAAUGCCCCUACAGCUGAUCCAAAGCUCAUGUAAGUCAUCUGGUGUAUUUCCAUUGUUCUUAGUGGGCUUCUAAUCACACAAUUGUCAAAAUAGCAAGUCUCCGAUUAAUCUCUACAAGUGUAAUACUCAGUAGUUCUAAAGCAUUUUUUCACUUAAAUUUUCAUGCAGUUGUGUUCUGUGGGUUUUUGUGGUUUUGUUGAUUUUUAGGUUUUGGGUUUUUUUUGUGGGUGGGUUUUUUUUGUUUGUUUGUUUGUUUUGUUUUUUUCUUCCUUAACUGAAAAUCCUGGAAUUACGAAAGCAACAGAAAGGAUGACUAACUUGCUUCAGGUGUAGGCGCUGGUGUAGCCACAAUAGCACAGACAGUUAGCAUGCUGGUGCACUGCACUGGAGCAUUGUGUGGUAAUGUCCUGAGAUUGAUCUUUGCAAUAACUGAAAUCAGCAUCUGAAAACAUAAGCACUGAGGGCCAAAGCUCAAGCUGAGAAUUGCUUAGAUCUUCUGGAGAUGAAGAGUCAAAUUUUUAUGGGUACUUAGCUGCCCAGUGUUGCUGACAGGUACAUAUCAGGGGCUUUCAAAAGACUAUUUACUAUUUGUCCUGAUAGAAACCCAAAUUGUCUUUAAAACCUGACAUUAAUCUCUAAUGUUGGUAUGCAUCAUUUGCUCAGAUGAGAUUGUAAUUAUCCCUAUGCUUUACCAGUCCUAGUAGAAGCAGGUUUAACAUAGUAAUUAGGGGAAGUACUUUGGAGUCACAAUAUGUUGUGGUCAGUUGCACAUGUACAAUACAAGGGCUGGUAAUGAGCUCUCAGGAAAAAAAUGUUCUGAUUAGAAUUGUUUCCCUGCAAUAUUGUCCCUGUUGACACUGGCCACUGUAGCUGAAUGCUGAACUCUGAACAGUGAGGACUUUUCUUACUGCUCAGACAUGCUUGUGGUUGUAGAAAGCACAUUCUGCAGUUGCCUUUAAAACUCCUUAGUUACUCUUUCAAACUUUUUUGCUUUCCAUGUUUUCCCCCAUAGUACUGGAAAUUCACAAGGACUACCAAGGACACUAAGGAAUCAGUGUCAGCAGAUACUCUUUUUCCUAAAUGCUAGUGUCCACUCCUUCCUAGUACUGUUAGACAAGUACGAAAGUCUUAGCAAUAGUGCUAUGUGGAAUGAAUGCUGACAUGACCCUAUUUAUUUUUUCCAGUUAUAAAGACUAUGUGUAUAGUGAAUAUACAUAUUCAUGUUUGGUUUUUUAUUAAACUGCUGGGACCAACUAAUUGAAGGGUUGUGAUACAGAUGUACAUAUAGAAGAAAUACUCCAUUGCUCUGUAAAAAGCCCAGUUUAAGUCUACACAGAGGCCCUUCAGUACUGGCAAAAUGGGUUGAAAGGAGCACAGAACACUUUUAGGAUGAUGCUUGUAUAACACUAGGCACUGCAGAAAAGAUUAGGAGGUUUCUGUUCCAAGCAUGCAUUCUAAGGGCUCUAACACUUAUAGGCUAUCUAUCCUUACUUGGGGUUCAGUGAAAUGGCAUUUUAUGCUUUCAUUGAAGAUAGGCUAAUGAAGCACAGAACAGCUGAAGAAAAAAGAGCUUGCAUUUAAAUGGAAGAAAAUUGCUAGUGUAUUUUAGGUAUGAUGAUGUUUUUAAGAAAAUUUUCUCCAUGCAGGUUUCCCUUUUAUGAGGUUGUUUUUAGUAGCAGGCCUAGAAAUUGAAACAUUUUGUGGAUGAGAGUGAAGUUUCUGAAAGCAAAGUAGGCCUUCUAAUUUACUCCUUAAACACCGAUUGAACUGGCUUUGUAUGUUUUAACAGACAUAGUCUAUUGCUGCUGCCAGUGACUCUAACCUUUCAGGUGAGUAACAGAGUAGAGACUGCUGAAGACAGAGAACUGAGGCAGAUUAUUAUUUUUUUUAAUCACUGAAAGAGCAUUGUACAAUUCUGUAGUUUUCAGCUGAGGAGAAAUCAUGAAAGGUGCUAAAGAUUUUAUGGAUUUAUUUUGUGAAUCUCACACAAUUUUUUUUUCUGAUUUAAGAGUGCAGUGAUUGACAAUGUAAGCUGAUUAUGUUGUUGAAUCAGUGCAUAACUGAUACCCUACAGUCAUUCCAAGCAGUUGAGCUAUAGAGUAGUACAGAACAAGAAAGAUGUCCAGUUUCAGUGUGUUGUAUUUAUUUGAAACAAAAUUUAAAUAUUUGAGGAUUGAGAGGAGUGUUAGAUCUUGAAGCAGACCUGUUCUUUAACCAGAGGACAGUCAGAACCAAGAAAGCUACAAAAUCAAGUACUUGCCCCGUCAGAACCUCUGUUCCCACUAUGGCAUUGUUAUCCUCCUAAGUUAGUGGACAAUCUAGAUGGAGCCCAAGACAGUAAAAACAGGAAAGCAGUUGAAAGGACAAAGCACAUGAGUUUUGUAUAUUAGGAGAUAGGGGGAGAUAAAGUAAACUACUUAGUAAAGAUUUCUGUCAUCCUCACAGCAGCAGAAUUUCUGCAAGAUUGUGAGGUUUACCAGUACUUGAAUUUAAGAGUGCUCUAGUUAAACUGAAAUAUAGUUAUCCGAAAGUGGCUUCUGAACGAGGUGCUCAAGAAUAGCAGAGAACAGUUUUUGCUAGGGAAAUGACACGUAUAUAGGCACAUGAAAAUUAUUUUAAUAUGGCUAGUAUUUUGGGGGUAAAAAAAAAACACAAUAAAAACCCCAAGAAAAAACUCACUUUUGAGGGAUUUAGGCAAUAUGACUGUCUAAUCUUUGACACCAUAACUGGGUACACUGAGUUGGAUGGGAAAGAUGACUAAAGAUGAAGCAAUUUUCAUGUUUGGGUUCUGUUCCUCGUCUAACUGUUCCAGCAUUAAACCUUGCUUUCAGUUGUGCUCCUUACUUUGCAUCUAUAGAGACUGGACUAAGCUCAAUUUGAGGCAGUCCAGUGUGCUGGGGGUGAGAGGGGGACCAGUACUUCAAAUAGAUGCUCUGGGAAUGCCACAAAUCCUGAUCUCAAAUUUGCUUAACAGAUAAAUGUGAAAUACAAUGAAUUUAUAAAAUAUGAAAAGAGUGGUAAUUUCUGCAAUAAUCAUAAGUAACCAGAACUGUUGAUGGUGUGAGCUGGUGAUUCAACAUAGGAGGUCACUGCUGUAAAAGUAACCAUAAUUGUAGUGAAACCAGUAAAGUUGUGACUAUGUUAAGAACAUUAGAGUCUAUCUUAACAAUGGUUUUAACUGACUGUUCAAGCACUUAAGAGUUUAUAUUUUUAUAUUUUUAUUU
Melopsittacus undulatus (budgerigar) is the source of this 4684-nucleotide messenger RNA. It is a transcript of the gene STARD4, whose product is annotated as StAR related lipid transfer domain containing 4. Gene Ontology annotation, cellular component: endoplasmic reticulum; cytosol. The record is from RefSeq and is a predicted model, not a curated record. The coding region runs from base 16 to 813 and encodes 265 amino acids. Gene Ontology annotation, biological process: cholesterol import; intracellular cholesterol transport; cholesterol transport involved in cholesterol storage. Gene Ontology annotation, molecular function: cholesterol binding; cholesterol transfer activity. The transcript is spliced from 6 exons. Lineage: Eukaryota; Metazoa; Chordata; Aves; Psittaciformes; Psittaculidae.